Molecule: messenger RNA, 3455 nt
Organism: Truncatella angustata
Lineage: Eukaryota; Fungi; Ascomycota; Sordariomycetes; Amphisphaeriales; Sporocadaceae
Product: fungal-specific transcription factor domain-containing protein
Exons: 3
Coding region: 260-3283 (1007 amino acids)
Biological process (GO): regulation of DNA-templated transcription; DNA-templated transcription
Molecular function (GO): DNA binding; DNA-binding transcription factor activity, RNA polymerase II-specific; zinc ion binding
Source: RefSeq, a predicted model, not a curated record
CUGCACAAGACUUUUGCGACACAGGCCCACGAGCUAUCCUUGACGACCGAGGACACGGCAAUACACAACCACGAGAAACCGCAUCAUUGCCGGUAGGAGGACAAGAGUCCUGAGGGAUCGACAGCACGGUUAAGAUUGGAUGCAAAACCCCACACUUUUCAUCAUCGCCUAGAUCUAGCCUAGGUCCUCUGGGGCCUUAGUAUCAUGGUGAUUUACUAAGCUCUCUUCCAAGAGCUCAACUCCAAUCCCUCUAAGCAUCAUGGCCACCAAUUCCAAUGGCAACCCGGCGCAACCCAAGACAAUACGCUUUGUUAACAACCAAGGGCAACCUCCACAAAAGCGCAGGAGAAUCAAUGCUGCUUGUUUGACUUGCCGAAGACGGAAAACGCGAUGCGCAGGCGAACAACCCGAGUGCACGACUUGCAUCAAGAACGGCCACAAGUGUCUUGGAUAUACAGACCUGCCAGUUCAGGAGAGGAAGAGAGACUCGGUUAGCGGGGUAAGUCCCCAUGAUGCCGUAUUCGACAAUCAGGAAGGGGAAUAUCCCAACGACGAGACGGUCAAUGAGCAAAGACACUGCCAACAGCCCAACAACGUCAUCUCGCGGCAGACCACAGAGGCCGGCGCAACCUCGUCUCAACGCUUGUCAGAUUCCCCUCACCAGAGUACUCACGGACCUGUACAACUGAAGUCUGAGAUCAUAGACUGGGAAGAGCCACGAUCCUUUACCCAGCCUGGAGCCGGCAAGCCUAUUCGACGAUCAACGAACCCACAACACUCGUCAUUUUCGACUCAAGAUGGACGCAGCCCCAGCAUACGGUCUCCGACGGCACACCACAACCACAAUCAGACCGAGUCUCAUCGAAUGCCCUACUUCCGAUACUUCGGCCCAACAGCCAUCGUUCCAGGCUUCAAGCAAAUGGUUGUCAAGGUACAUGAUAGAAGGCGCAGUUCUAUGUCCGCGACAUCCCCUGGCUCUGGUAUAUCGUUUCCAAGCUUGAAAUCGAUACAUUCCGAACACGACUAUGACCAAUUAGACGAUGUCCCUGUAUACGAUCCGCAUGAUUCCGGCCCAGUGCAUCCGCUCAUAUUGGAAUUGAUCGAGGGUUUCUUUACCCAUCUUGGGUGUAAUUACCCGUUUCUACAGCAGGAGAAACUCGUCAGAUGGGUGAAGGAAAAGCGUGAAGAGCCAAUCCUCGUGGAUGCCAUCUGUGCCCUGGCAGCACGAUUCUCUGACUCGCCCAUUCUUAAUAAACCAAACAGCAAAAAACCCUCCAAGGCUGACAAUGGCCAUGUUUUUGCGCAGCGAGCCAAGGCCGCCACUGUUGACACUUUCCCUUGCCCUUCUGUCGCAGCUGUCCAAGCAUGCCUGCUCAUGGCGUAUGAAGGGUUUGGCGCAGAUCAAGACAGUGCUCUGUGGAUGUAUCUUGGUCUGGCUAUCCGUAUGGCUGUUGACCUGGGACUUCACAAAAAGGACGGAGUGAAAUACCAAGGUGAGAAAGAUGCUUGGUAUACAAGGUCCUACAACAGGAAACACGCCGAGCAUGAUGACGACAAUCACCAGAAUAAGCCUACUGAGGAAGACAAGUUAAGCGAACGAGAACAGAAGCAGCUGGAGCAGGAAAGAAUCGACACAUUAUGGGCCGUAUUCAUGCUUGACCGGGUCAUCUCGUCUGGCACUGGCCGUCCAGUGACUCUUCGCGAUGGCGAUUUUGAGCUCGAGCUGCCCAAAACCCCCACAGGUACUGAUGAUAAGUUCUAUCCAGAUCCGUUCCCGGCACUGCUUCAGAUCAUACACCUUUAUGGCAGGGUAUCUGAUGUGCUCAAUGAAGUGGUUAACCCCAACGACCUCACAGACGAGCGAAUGAACAAGCUCUUUGUGUUGGAGCAUGAGUUGACCAAAUUGCACCAAAACCUUCAUAUCAACCUCCGAUUCGAUGCCUUGCGUUUUCAAGAAUAUGUUCGGAAACAGCAAGGAACGACAUUCAUACUUCUGCACCUUUGGUUUCACGCGAUGAUUAUUGUUUUACACCAACCUGCCCUGCUUGCACCUUUGAUCCAGUAUGACCAAGGGCGCGAGCUGGGGUCUCAAAGCCGGGAGAUAUCCAUGUCUAGUGCAAAGACAAUCGCCGACAUUCUGGCAUUUGCAAAUCUGAUUGACGCGAAGAGCUUCAUCGGCAAUCCUUUCACAUCGCAGCCGAUAUAUAUAGCUGCGUGUGCUUUCCUGGUUGAGUCAGAAAAGACCAAUGCAUCCCAGCCUGUAUCGAGAAAUCCAUCGCCCCCUUCAGAGCUUGGCAUAUGGGCUGUGGCUCGGGCCUCGAACGCGAGAAAUGGAUUUUCAGCCGAAGCACGGACGUCGAAACGGCAUUUCUUGUUGGCUUCAGCUGCGAACCAGAACUACCAAGCUUGCAACAAAGCUUUACAGCAGAUGCAUAUGUAUUGGGGAGGAAUCAGGUACAUACUGACAGCUUUGGACCAGAAAUCCGAAGGCAUAUGGGAUUGCGAGACAUACACUCGCGAAGAAUAUGAGAGCACCAGAUUAUCCAGGCAUGGUGACUCUUUGCAACGUUUGAUCGCAAAGGCAGAGCAAGGUGCAUCUCCUACACCACAGCCACAACCGCCACCAUUGGCAUGGUCGCUAACCGGCACAACCAACACACCGGGUCCGAGUCUAUCCCUGUUGUAUCCCGCAAACAGCGCUUCGGCCACAGCGAACCCUUCGGCGACACCAGCACAACCAUCCUCGGCCCCCAGUGCCCCCACAACUCCGGGGAACAUGAUAUAUGAUCCAAUCCGCCAAAGCCUGCCAGAGGCACCUCAGAUGUAUCCUCCUGCAUAUGGUCAGCCGAACACUUCAGCCUUGAGACACUCCGUCGCGCAAAGUCGUCCACGCCGACUGUCUAGUGUUUCAGGUACAACAAUUCAGAUCAAUUCAAGGAUCCGAUUUGAUGGAAACUCUCCUUCGAGCACAAUAACAGAGUUGAACUUGGCCAAUAACAAUAACGGAAACGGUACCGGUGCAAACAAUGUAUCAUCUGGACCAUUUUCUACAGAUGCCGGUCCAUCUAAUUUCGCCCAGAGCGGUCUUGCUUCAAGCGGAUACUCAUAUCUAGAAUCGACAGGCCAAGGACUGGAUAUCAUCAACAUCGAGAAUCAGACGGAAUUUGGUCCAGCUCUCACUAGCUUCGGAACAGCAGAAAUGGUCAGCUGGUUUGGCGAAUACAUGCCCAGUGAUGUUCUGAGCAAUCUUUACGAUGAUUUGGGAUCAUCGAUGGGCCAGUAAGGCCUGAUCGCUAGUUGCGAAAACCUCUACACGAGGGCUACUGCACUAUGUGCUCUGGCUGAUGUGCUCUAGGAAGAGGAUUCGCAACUCUCACUUUUCUUCACAUCCGUACAUAAAGCUUGACAACGUUCUUGACCCUCACGACUAACGAAUCGGCGUUUGGAGGCGCAGU